This is a messenger RNA of Ostrea edulis (European flat oyster), 6273 nucleotides long. RefSeq lists its product as uncharacterized. The record is from RefSeq and is a predicted model, not a curated record. Gene Ontology annotation, cellular component: nucleus. NCBI's taxonomy places the organism in Eukaryota, Metazoa, Mollusca, Bivalvia, Ostreida, Ostreidae. Gene Ontology annotation, biological process: protein localization to kinetochore; attachment of spindle microtubules to kinetochore. The transcript is spliced from 26 exons. Bases 96 to 4649 code for a protein of 1517 amino acids.
AUACCCACAGGUGGCGCUUACAAUAAGGCGGUCGAAAUUGAAAGGCGAAAUAAAGAAAAAAAGGACACUGAGAAGACGAAUGGAACCUUCAAACAAUGGAAUUUGCAGACGAAAAUGAAUUUUCACUGUCACUGAUCAGAAAGGAUAAGUCAGGGCAACAGCAGCAUAAAAAAUCUCUUAGAAGAUCCUCCUCAAUUUUAAAGAUUCCCCAGUCAAAGGUUCCCCUGUCUGAUGUAGAUCCCAAUCAGCAGGAUGGCUGUAAACUUCCUCCCUUCAAGAAAGCCAGGAGAUCAGAAAGUAGGAGAGUCAGUUUUGCUGAUACCUGUCAGAUCAAAGAAUUUCCAAAAGACUCUCCAGGUGCUUGGCAUCAUAAAGAUUCAAGUCCAGAAAAUUCUCCAGAAAUAGAAAAAACAACAGAACAAGAGACACCAGAGAUUUCAGGUCUUGACAAACUUCUAACAGGUUCAAUACAACAUCCAGGUUUUACUUCUACAGAUGAGGAUGUACAGGAGGUUAGCUUUGAGGAAGAACUGCCCAAGAGAGUCCAGGUAGAUCCAGUUAACUACACCCUGAUCAUGGAUGAUGACAUGGAGCUGACUGGAUUAAACAGAUUUGAAGUUGAACCUUUUGUUGACUUUGGAGAAUUGCAAGAUGUGCAAAACCAGAACAAAGUGGAUAACAAAUUCCUUCAGAGUCUCAUUUCAACUGACAAGAGGAUCAAAGGCAGCAGUUUACAAACUGAGACACCAAAAAAUGUGUUCAAUACAAAAGCACUGGAGGAUCCAGAAACAUGUGUCCCUACAGCUACAAAUCAUCACAGCUGUUUACAUGAGGAAAAUGUCCAGUCAAGUCUAUCACAUCUUACAACAGGAACCACAACUCUGUCUUCUUGUCAGCUCAGUUUGACUAAGCGAACACCUCUCGUUUCCGUACCAUCGUCUCAGAAACCAGGACUUAACAAUUCUGAGAAUAAGGAAAUUUCACCAGUAGAUUUUGGGAGUAAGUUUGAUGACCAGUCCAUAGUAGAGAAACCUAAACUAACUGGAUUCCUUCAAUCACUAUUAAAAACUCAAAGAAAAGAAAAAACUGAAGGUUUUCAAUCCACACUAUCUACUAGUAUCUCAUCCCAACAUGAAAGCAACAAGACCAUUCUUUUUGGAGAUGGCAUGGAUGAAACAACAGUAUUAGACAGCACUAUAUGGACCAAAGAAAAAGAUGAAAACAGUAUCAACCAUUUGCACCAAGCCAAUGUCUCAGUAGAAAAGAUCGAAGAUGAGAAGAAUUGUGAAAUGACUCAAGUUUUUCACAGAGGUGGUGCUAUGGAGGAAACUAAAGUGUUUUCAUGUAGAAUUUGGACAGAAGAGGAAGUUUAUGCAGAAGAAAAUGAAAAAACUCAGAUAUUGAAUAAAGAUGGAAACAUGGAGGAAACAAAAGUGUUGACUGGUGGAAUUUGGACUGGCUUGGAAAGAAAUAGUUGGAUGACGGACAGCAAGAAUCCAAUGGGAAAUUUCAGACAAGUUGAAGAGGAAACAAAGACUUUUGGAAAGGAUGAUGACAUGGAAGAAACAAAAGCUCUAACAGGAGAAAUUUCGAUUGCAGGGACAACUUCCUUGGAGAAGACUAAAAUAGAUGAAUGGCUGGAAAAUACCAAUGCACAGACAGCAUCAAUUGUGUUAGAGAAUUCAACAUUAAAGGACAAGAAAGAUGUAGAAAUUAAGGGGGAACAGAUGGAAAAGACCAAGAUAUUUAUUCAAGAAGAUGCUGACAAAAAGGAAAAGGAAGAGGAAAAUAAGAUGUUUUCAAAAAUGUGGAAUGAAAAUACUUCUUUUUUGAAAGAGAAAGUAAUUGAGUUGAAAGAGUCUGACCCUGAUGGAGAAGACUCAGAAGUUACCUUUAAAAUUAAGAAACUUCAGAAAGAAAAUGAAAUGGAAAAGACUAUGAUAGAUGAAUUGAUGGAAACCGAGAAAGAAAAUGAAGCAGCAGUGAAAGCUGAGGGUUUCGUUGAAUUACAGGGAUCUGAUCCACUCGUAGAUUCCACGGAUCGAGAAACAGAAUCAGGAAGGCAAGGGGAGGAAAUCAUAUGUGACAAAGAUGAUGAAAACACCAGAACUUUGGCAGAUAUGAGAAACCUUCUCAAGAAACCUACUUCUAAAUUUGAUGGCAUAUUGCUGAGCCCAAAAGAGAGGCCAUUGAAAGUAAACCAUGAAAAUGUAACUUCAAGCCAGAUGCAUAAGGAGGUUCCCUGCAAAAAUGAAGGAAAUAAAACUCUGAUGUUCAGCAAUCAAAGUGUUUUGUUAGAUGAGACCAAGCUGGUGACAGCUAUGAUAGAGACAGUCUCCAAGCAGAAGACUUCAGAGAACGAAAGUAUGCAAGAAAACAAAAUAACUGAAAACAAAACUAUUUUAUUUGGUGAUCAAAGUGCCAUGAUGGAGGAAACGGAGACAGUUCCAACUGAAUUGGCGCAGGAAAAUGAAGUGCUGGCUUAUGUUGGUGCUCAAACUAAAACAAAUUCUGGGACUGUUGACCAAUUGCCAACAAUUACUGGUAAUAACAUAAGAACUUUCUUUGAAAAUGAUAAGGGAAUAAUGGAUGAAAUGAAAAUGAUCACAACAUCAGUGGACUCUAUGAAAACUUGUUCUGAGGGAGAAGACAUAUUGCCUUCUGUUGAUUUGUUCAAGUUAACUGAAAAUACAAUGCAGAAUGGUAAAUUCAUUGUGGAUGUAACUGGAGUUCAAACAACAGAUGAAAAAUCACCAGGUCUUCCAAUGGAAAAUAGCAUGGUGGGGCUUUUAGAACAGGCACCACCUGAAAACUUGCUGACAGAUUUGACAUUGAAUCACACAACAUCACCUAAAAACUCAUUGACUGAUGCCACAUUGAAUCGCACAGCGCCACCUGGGAACUUGUCGACAGAUGCCACAUUGAAUCACACAGUGCCACCUGGGAACUUGUCAACAGAUGCCACAUUAAAUUGCACAGCACAACCUUGGAACUUGUCAACAGAUGCCACAUUGAAUUGCACAGCAAUGUCAAUGAGACCUGGAAAUACCUCAUCCUUUGGUUUACCCCCAGAUUCUACUCAGGCCCUCCUGGGUAAGGAUUGGGGAAGUUUCCCUUCAGACAUUUUGAACGGUACAAAGGAGAAAGAGAAGUCCCUCAUCUCUCAGCUCUCCAUCAAGAAAUCGUUAGAAUGUGAUAAUACUCAGGAGGAGACAUGGGAGGGCCCAAUGACAGCCUUAUCUUUGUGUAAUUAUCUGCAUGUCAUCAAGCCAUCCUGUCUCAAAGUCUCAAAACUUUCACAACUACGCAAGACCAGAUGCAGUUUUGUGCAGGAAGAGGAAAUUUGUUGUGAUGACCUCACGAGCAAGUUAUCAGCUUUGUUAAUGGUAGAGCCCCAUAUUGCAGCACAGAGGGAAAUAAUUGCAGGAAAGAAGACAGAAGUUGAGAAGAAGAAAAAAGAACUUGAGGAGCUGGAACAGAAAUGGUUGACAGAUCCACCUGAAAUAUUUCACUAUGCACAGACUUGUAGUCAUGAUCAGAAAAUUGAGUUGAGGGAGAAGAUGGUAGCCUUGAGUAAUGUUUGUUCUAGACAUGGAAAGAUUGAAUGGAAGAAAGCAGCUUUACAGGCAGCUACUCGGGAAUUACAGAAAAUUCAGGAAGGCAACAGGAAGCUCAAUUCCGAAGUGGAACAGAUCCUAGAGUUUGCAUUGGAAGUUAUACAAAACACAGAACAGUUAAAUCAAGAGUUACUUGUGAUGAAUGAAAAAGCUACAGAGUUGCAGAAAAUUCCUAAGCCGUCAGAGGAGGACAUUCGGGAGUUCCAAGCUGAGAAAACCUGCUUCGAGAAAAAACAGUCAGAAUUGAUAGACUUAAAGUUGGAAGAGACGAGAGUAAUUGAGGCCAACAGAGAGUUGUCAGGGGAACAUGCAUCUCUCGCCCAGAAAUUGUCAGAAUCCGUUAGACCAGAGAAAGAUGACAUUCAGAGACUUCAGAACCAAACUCAGAAAAUACACAAAGAAAUUCAGCUGUUAUGUGGGAUGAGUGGAUGGCAUAUUGAUGAAUUUGAUUUAAGAAGCAGUCACAAAUCAUUCACAUUUAACAAAAGAAAAUUGCAACUAGAUGUAAAACAUGAUGACGAGAUGAUAUCGUCCAUUGAUUUGAAGACUUGUUGUGAAGAUGAAUUGUCCCGAAGAGAACAGUUUUGUUACCGUUUAGCAGUAGAAGCUGUUCAGGGCUGGGACUUCAAACAGAAAUAUUUCAAACUUGCUGACCUUCCUCAGAUACUGCAAGAAGUUGGGUCUUUGAUGUCACGGACCAAAUAUUUACUGCAAGAUUUGAUGACUUUGGAGUUUGAUCAUUACAUAUUAUACAGAUACCCAAAAUUACAUUUAGAAGUCUGGUCACCCAGAAAGAGAUGUGUGACUGUCUCAUUCAAUUUUCAAAACACGGAGCGUUCUUUACAGUGGAAGAUUGAACCAUCUGUCAAUUUAGAACAUGGAAACUUUAGAACGGAUGCUGUAUUAUCUGAGGUUAUGCAGACCAGUCCUGGAGACGCUUAUCUUAACAGAGUAUGUUCUGCCAUUGAUUUGGAUACUCUCUCAGAAGAACCUGUCAAAAAGUGCACCUUGUGUGGGUCAGGUCAAAGUUGAGAACUAAUUUGAAUAUUGAUUGACAAUGUAGGCAGCUUAUUGUGAUCUCUGUUGUUUUUGAUUGAUGUGGUCAGAAUUAUGGACAGUGAUCUGUACCUUAUGGUCUGCUCCGGGUUUCUUAUUUUUUAUUUAUCAUUAUUUUUAUAUAUAUCAAAGUUACUUAGGUGACCUAUUGCAAUUGGUAAUUGUUCGUUGUCAUCCAUUGCUCGUUAAUAUUUCAAUCACCUUUCUGAAAGUGCAUAACUGUUUUUCAUCUUUGGUAUGAAACAUCUUUGGGGUAAGGGGAACAGAAAUUGUGAAUUUCAUUGUCACUGCACCCCUGAAAUAUGAGGGGUGAGGUCCAAACCUUAAUAAAUGAUGCAAUCUUUCAAACUCUUUAGCCCGGGACAUGUACUGGUCGCAGAAAAACUGAAUAGUCAUGAUAAACAAGGAUACUUCUACCAGAAUUGCGAGAUGGCCCCUUGGGUAUGGUUCUGGGCCUCAUGGUUUAUAUAGUGAUGAUGCAUCAGAUAUAUCUUCUUGACAUCAAACAGUGAACUCAUUACAAAGAAAUGAGGAUAGAAGCCUUUACCAGAAUUGUGAAAUUCAUUGUCCCAGGAUCAGGGUUCUGGUGCUUAAUGGCUAAUAGAGUAGAAAUGUGUUUUUUCUUUAAAAAGACAACCAGAGAACCUAGUAGUAAUGAAGAGAAAAACUUCUUCCAAAUUCAUUAUCAAGGGAACUAAAACUUGGAAUUCAAGACAUGCUAGUUCUAGAAUGGAGCUCUAUGAUUGAUGGCGAAAAUGCAUUGAUUCUUUAUCAUGGGAUGGGGGGGGGGGGGGGGGUGUUGUUUGUUUGUUUUUCAUUUUUUCGUUCUGUGUUACCCCUGCAGUUUCAACAUUUAGAUGCUGUAUGUAUGAAGAGCAUGGGGCUCUCUACCAAAAUUGUGAAAUUCAUGACUCUUGGACCAGGGAUUCAGGCUCCGAGAUGGGCCCAAAUGGGUAUAUAAUGAAAAUGCAUUUAAAGUUUAGACAUCAUCUUUAUUUUUGUGUAUUGUUAAAGAAUACUUUAUGCAUGAUUAUAAAGAUCAUGGGGCCCUCUACCAACAUUGAGAAAUUCCUUACCCCUGCUGUAUCAGGAUUUCAGGCUCUUAGACAGAAAUGAGUAUGUAAAUGAGUUGUGAUAGAUUUUAUCUAAUAAAAUGAUCUUUCUCACUUUGGUACAUUGUGACAAAAUGCUAAAUACACGGUUAUAAAGAGCAUGAAGACUUCUACCAUAUCGUGGAAGACUUGACCCUUCAAGUUCUUACUGAGGCUUCAGGAAGUGGAAUUCAUAUAGUGAAAAUAUAAUCCAUGAAAAUUUUAGAAUGUUCUUGCAACUGAUUCUGGAAAAUUAAGGACAAUUUAUUUUCAAUUUUUAAAGAUGAUUAACACAUCCUAGUAUGUGAUUGAGCUGUUCCAUUGAAGACUUGUUGCAUAUUACUGAGUACUCAGGUGACAGUUUAGGCCCAUGGGUCUCUAUCUUAUAUAUUCAAUGAUCUUUCCUAGAUGUACAUGAAAUAAACAUACCUCAUUAUGCAGAGAUAUACCAUAUGUACAUGUAUAAUGAGGAUUUCAAUGUUCAUAGCCAGUAAAGUUUAUCUAAUUAA